UCACCGACGCAGCAGCUAAUUUUCCACUAGAUAAAGUGGGAUAAAUCUUCUUGAAAUCAAACGGAAUUAUAUCGGAUGUAUCUUAAACAUUGAAAAAAAUCAUGGUGAGAUUAUUUAAUCCGAAUCUGUAAUUAUAGUUUAUUAAUUAUUUUGAGGCGCAUCAGGCCAUGAGCUCCAGCAGUCCUAGCAGGCAUCGGGCAGACGGACUGACGGCGUCUGCGAUGCGGAUCUGAAAAUUGGUCUGUGUCUGGAGCAGAAAAACCCUUUCUAAAUUGAAACCAAGGGGAGCAGAUCUCGACCAUGGAUAAAUUUAAACGGUGCUACCGUCGUACUCUGGGCUGAAGAGGAGACCGGCUAAAAGAGGAGGAGAUGGGCUGCACAUCGGCAAAGCAGGUUUCCGCCGUGCCAAACGGUGAGGAGAGCCAGAAUAAAGCCUACAGCAAUGGGGACCUCCUCUCAGAUGAAUACAAGAAAAAAGGAGUGGAGAAAUUGAAGUACAUCAGUGGAGAUCAGGGGGGAGUGGAGAGUCAGGACAGCACAGAGAAAAGUGCUCUUCUGGUCAAAGGCCACCAUUUGGAUGAAAGAGGAUCAAAUGAAAAUGACAAGAUGCUAAGCAUCCACUCC
This is a messenger RNA of Cynoglossus semilaevis (tongue sole), 624 nucleotides long. RefSeq lists its product as uncharacterized. Lineage: Eukaryota; Metazoa; Chordata; Actinopteri; Pleuronectiformes; Cynoglossidae. The annotation marks the transcript as partial. The transcript has 5 exons. The record is from RefSeq and is a predicted model, not a curated record.